Molecule: messenger RNA, 1200 nt
Organism: Trichophyton benhamiae CBS 112371
Lineage: Eukaryota; Fungi; Ascomycota; Eurotiomycetes; Onygenales; Arthrodermataceae
Exons: 3
Coding region: 1-1200 (399 amino acids)
Biological process (GO): rRNA processing; ribosomal large subunit biogenesis
Cellular component (GO): preribosome, large subunit precursor; nucleolus; nuclear periphery
Source: RefSeq, a predicted model, not a curated record
AUGGCGAAGAAAAGCAAGCUCCUUUCUGCACUGGACGCGCACAAAGGGCGCAAUUUCGAGCUAGAACACCAGAGAAAGCUGCAAAAGGCAGCACACAAGAGGAAGGAGAAGCAAUUGAAAAAGACCGGGAACGAGGAAGAAGAGAAGGAAGAUACUGAGCAAUUGAAAGACGUUACCCUUUUAAAUGGGAAGGAAAAGUCGGAUACCAAAACGGGUACAAAGAGCCAACGAGACAUGAAGAAGUCCAAUAAGAGGGAUGAAGACAACGAGAAUGUAGAGGAAGAGGAGGAGGAGGAGGAGGAAGAAGAAGAAGAAGAAGAAGACGAGGAAGCUGGCGCAGAAAACGAAGAUGGAGAUGAGGAAGAGGAGGACGAAGAAGAAGACGAAGACGAAGAAGAUAUCCCACUCUCAGACCUCUCUGGUGACGAAGCUACAGACGUUAUUCCUCACCAGCGGCUAACGAUCAACAACUCCACUGCCAUUCUAGCCUCCCUGAAGCGAGUUACCCUCAUAAACGACCAAAUGCCAUUCUCUGAACACCAAACCCUUACCUCCACAGAAACCAUGGAUGUCCCCGACCCAAAUGAUGAUCUGAACCGCGAGCUUGCAUUCUAUAAAGUCUGUUGUGCUGCUGCGAGGACAGGACGAACGCUAUUGAAAAAAGAAGGAAUUCCAUUUUCAAGGCCUACAGACUACUUUGCUGAGAUGGUGAAGGACGACGAGCAUAUGGACAAGAUCAAGAAGAAAUUAUACGAAGAAGCAGCUAGCAAGAAGGCUAGCGCGGACGCGAAGAAGCAGAGAGACCUGAAGAAAUUCGGGAAACAAGUACAAAUCGCCAAAAUGCAAGAGCGACAUAAAGAGAAGAGGGAAACUCUGGAAAAAAUAAACGAGUUGAAAAGAAAACGCAGAGGUGCAGGUAAUGGCGAGGCGGAGGAGAGCGAGCUCUUUGACGUUGCGCUUGAAGAGUCAAGCAAGUCUGACUCCCGCCGCGGAGGUCGAGGCAAGGACGGCGAAGGAUCCCGCUCUAAGAGACAGAAAAAAGAUGCAAAGUUUGGCUUCGGUGGUAAAAAGCGCUUUGCAAAGAGUGGUGAUGCUAUUUCUAGUGGUGACCUGAGCUCAUUCUCUACCAGUAAAAUGAAGGGAAAGAAAACAGGGGCAGCGAAGAGGUUAGGCAAAGGCAGACGUCAAGCAAGACGAUAG